UCCAUCUCUCUCUCCCUCACCACUUCUUCUCCCACCUUCGACCGCCGUCGCGGCCAGGCCAUCGUGGCGGCGCGCCCCCGGACUUUGCUGCUCCACCAGCACCACAUCAUCCAGCCACCACUCCGUCUUCGCCGCCAUCACCUUGGGCGCUCCACUUCGUCGCCGCGCCUGGCGCGCCCGACCAGACGGGUGUCUAGUUCCCCGCGCCACCUGCUGCUGCUCUCUCCCUCUCCGCUGCUCCUCCCCUCGUCUCCACUUCCUCUGUUUCUCUUCUUCUUCUUCUCCUAACCCUGCUAUUGCUCUUCUUCUUCUCUCAACGUUCCUGCUACUCCUUCUCCUUGCAUCCCCUUGCUGUAGUUGCCUCAACCUGCUGCUUCUUCUCCAAUCCCCACGCUGCUCCUAUUCCCUUUCCUUGCUGGUGUUCCUUUACUGAAGGAAACAACCUGCUGUUGUUCUUUACUUGUUGCUGACCCUGUUCUUCUCUGAACCCAAACUGCUGCUGCUUCUCUUCUCUUUUUACUUCUUGCAAAAUUCUGUAAACUGCUAGGUGAACUUGUGUACUGUUCUGAAUACUUAAUUUUCUGUAAGUUGAGGUGUGUGAAAUCUCUGUAAUUUUGACAAGUUUAUUGUUCAGUACUUUGUAAUAUUCAGCAUUGAGAUGUUUUAGUAGAUGCAAUAUUCAGAUUUGGGAAAAACUUGCAACCUGACAAUUGUUCAGUUUCGUACUUGUAAAAUAUAGUGCACUUUAUUAUGUGCUCUGACUAGUUAAUGUCUAGUUGUUUGGAUAAUAUUUAGUAUAUGUGAUAUGCUCUGUGAUAUAGUAAUAUUCUAGUAUAUGUCUGUGAUCCCCUAUGUGUAUGUUUCUUGACAUCUACUGUAAUUUGUCAUGUACUAGUAACUUUGCUAUAGUCUAAUUGAUGUUCAGUUGUUAGUCUCUGUGCAAGCUAUGUACCAGUGGCAUUUAUGCUUGUGAUUUUCCAGUGAACUUGUUUAAUUUCAGUUCAUAUGUUAGCACAAGUACCUUUGCUAUAUAAAUGUAUAUGUGUGUGCUUGUGAUUUAAACAAUCUGUUUUCUGUUCAGUAAUUUUGUUUCUUCCCUUCUUCCCUUUUUUAUACACUUGCUAGAUAUAUAUAUAUGUCCAUGUCUUUUGACUUCCCUUGUCACUGAUGCUAGUAUUGUAGUUCUCUAGUAGUUUGAAAAUACCAAUUAGAGAGUGAGUGUCAACCUUAAUUUCCCUGUGUUGUUUGUCAUCGUCCUUGAUUAUUUUAGGUUUAUAUUUUCUUGCGAUCAUCACCCUUAUUGUGUUAUCUAGCUUUCGCCAAGCAUAGUUGCCGUUUCCUAGUCCCUGAGGAGAACACGACAUCCGUAGUUUGGGCAUAAAAACCCUCCUAUAUUAGAAACGGUCAUUUUGGCGCCGUUGCCGGGGACUAGCGUCGAGCGAUUAUUUUAGGCUAUAGACUAGGUUUACUUUAGUUCCUUGUUCAAUUCGCCGUGUAUUUCAUCUUCAGUGUUUUUCUUCUAUCUUCCCCCAUUGUUGCUUCGGCUUAUUAGGAUACUAACCUUCUGACUAGUGUUUACUAUUUAUGAAUGUGUGUAGGGAAUCAUAAAUCUUUGCAGGUUGUUCUAUAGUUACACUUGGUUAAGAUAUGGCAUUGCUUCGUGAUCUUUGGAUGCCAAGUAGUCAAUGCUAUAUCACAGGACCGGUUUGGUCAACUAUUGGGGUAGAGAAUUUUGAGAUGAAGCCUGGUCUUAUUGCUUUGGUUCAACAACAAUAGUUUGGAGGACUGCCUACUGAGGAUCCCUAUGAGCACUUACACCGAGUCAUGGAGUAUUUAGAUACAGUCAAGUACCAUGGAGUUCCUCAAGAUGCAAUCAUGUGCAGGUUGUUCACAUUAUCCCUCCGCGAUGAUGCUCGUGCUUGGUAUCGAUCCUUGCCAUCAAGGUCAUACAGUUGGAAUGAGAUAUCGCGAGCUUUCUUGGAUAAAUAUUCCCCACUACACAAGCAGUCCGCAAUUCAAGAUGAGAUCUUCAAUUUUGUUCAGCGUGAAGGCGAGAGCUUGUAUGAUGCUUGGGAGACAUACAAAGCCUUAUUCAGGAGAUGUCCUAAUCAUGGGCUCGAGAGAUGGUUAGAGAUGCAAAUAUUCUAUAGAGGAUUGACUUCGGACACUCGAGCUUACGUCGAUAUGGCAGCAGGUGGAGCUAUUACAAACAAGACACUUGAUGAAGCUUUUCUGCUGAUUGAGAGCAUAGCUUUCCACCAACUUCAGUGGUACAAUAAGAAGCCCAUGUCUAAUUCAUUGGUUUGCUCGCAACAAAUCACUACACCUCAACCACCAAUUCUUACACAAAAGCCCGAGCCUCUAUCUCAGUGUGACAAGGUUGAGCUUGCAUGGAUUAUAUUUGACGAUGAUGACACCAUUCUAGUUGACACACACGCUACAGAUCAUCUGGAUACUAGUGUUGGAGAUUCAGUUUUGCAUUGUGAUGAUUCUUCCAUGGAUGAGCUAGAGCUGCAGUUCGUUACUUUUGAUAUUGAGGAGUCACCUUUAGUUGAUAUUGAUCAUGUGCUGCUAGAGCCAGAUAUGGAGAAGUUCGCCUUUGAUGAUGUUAGCCGCAUUGAUUCUUCAACACUUGAGCCUGAGAUGGAGUGCUUCAUGGUUGAUUAUGGUGAGGUGGAUUCAGAUGUCAAGGAGUCAAGCUCUAUUUCACUUGUUGACAUGAAUCCGGUGGAAAUUUCUACUACCACACCUCACCUGGUAUCUUCAAUGGAGGUAGUCCUGAAGCUUCUUCCUAACUAUCUCAGGUUGAUGCUUGUGUACCAUUUACUGCGAGUUGACCGAGUUCGAGAUGACAUUCCCUGGGAUCCUGGUGGACUCAGAGCAUGGGGAUGAGGAGAAGCAAGGGGGCACACACGAGGAAGGGAGAAGCUGGAGCAGGCAUGAGGAUAGAGAAGCAAAAGGAGAGGAGCUGCAGUUGGUGAGGUGAUCGAGCGAGUGCUACAUCAUCAAAGCCCGGUGAGCUAUUUCAUGACCCAUUCCGAGUAUAUCAUCCAUUGAUACAUGCUGAAAUCAAAUGUUAUUUGGGUUGCUUAAGCCAUUUCUUAAAUGCCGUCCCACUGAAUUUUACCUUUGACAUAUGAUGCUUGAUGUGAAUAUGUGAACUGAAUCGUGAAUGCCUUGUAAACUAGUGAUCUACAUACUGCUUGUUUUGCUGAAACUAGUGAAAGUUAUUAGUUUUGAGUGCUCAAAUCCCUAGUACACUAGAAAACUUAAUCAUUUUCUGCUUUUACCUCGAUACACCUAGAUCACCAUGUUUAGAUGCUGAAUUUGUGCCAAGUGUCUUCCCAUUGAGAGCAAUCACCUAACCACUAUGGAUUAGCAUGCAAUGUUCCCUGGAUCGGUAGCAUGUGAACCAAACAUGGAGAAGUGAUGAUUCUUGUUUUUGUUCUUAUGCAUUGUUCAUUUAAGAUAAGUAAUAAUGAAUAAAUUAGUCUGCCUACCUACAGUAGCAUGUCAUGUUCCCGGGAUCGGUGGCAUGUGAAAUCGGGUUAGCUUGGGCAGUAAUUAACAAUAAUAGAAAUGUAAUUGUCGAACCAGGUGUAUACCAUGUUCUCGGGAUCGGUGGUAUGUUCCUUUGGGGAGACAAACUAAAAAAACUAAUAAUUGGUCGAGCCAGGUGUAUACCAUGUUCUCGGGAUCGGUGGUAUGUUCCUUUGGUGAGAUUGAUAAAAUAUUAUCAUUACUUCCUUCAAAUUUAAUAAGUGGUUCAACCACAAUGUUAUAUUUUUGCAAAUAAGUGAUUUAAUUCAAGCUCCUUUUGUUCUCAGGAUCAUGCUCUCUUUAGGAACCUUUUGGCACAGUCAGCAUUUGAACUUGCUAAUCUUCGUUUAUCAUUGCAAAAGUUUAAAAUGGUCGAGUUUACUAGUGUCCUAUUGAUAUGUAGCACUCUUAACCAUUAAUUUUCACUAUCCAAGUCCAAAGCAUGCACUGUUUAGAGAUCUACUUCACUUGACAUUCUCUAGUCAGUUCACUGUUCAUGUUCUUACUUUUGUCAUAUGCCUUUGCUUGAGGACAAGCAAAGAUUUAAGUGUGGGGGAACUUGAUAAGCACAUUUCAUAUAUAUAAUUUUGACACACAAAUUCACCAUUUCUUGAGAUGUGUCCAUCUAUUCUUGCUAAGAAUUAUCGAAUAUUCCAUGAAAAUCAUAUAAUGAAUCAUUUACUAGUCAUUGUGUUUAUUUUGCAGAAAAGUGCGCAAAGGCACUAUAAGCUCUAAGAUCUGGACUAGGUGGCUAAGAGAACCAGUCAAGUGAAAAGAAAGAAGAAGGACGGAGGGACUUGUGUGUGAUGAUAAGAAGUAACCAGAGGGGUUAGCCAAAGAAGAGAGGGACCAAUUUGAGAAGAAAGAAGAGAAGUAGGAGGGCAAAAUUGCAAAGUGGUAGAUAAGAUCAUGGGGGAUCAAAAUCCCUAGUGCAGCCACCAAUCCCCUUCGGAGCCUGGCAUCUCCAUCUCUCUCCCCCUCACCACUUCUUCUCCCACCUUCGGCCGCCGUCGCGGCCAGGCCAUCGUGGCGGCGCGCCUCCGGACUUCGCUGCUCCACCAGCACCUUCACCCACCAGCACCACAUCAUCCAGCCACCACUCCAUCUUCGUCACCAUCACCUUGGGCGCUCCACUUCGUCGCCGCGCCUGGCGCGCCCGACCAGACGGGUCUCUAGUUCCCCGCGCCACCUGCUGCUGCUCUCUCCCUCUCCGCGGCUCCUCCCCUCAUCUCCACUUCCUCUGUUUCUCUUCUUCUUCUCCUAACCCUGCUAUUGCUCUUCUUCUUCUCUCAACGUUCCUGCUGCUCCUUCUCCUUGCAUCCCCUUGCUGUAGUUGCCUCAACCUGCUGCUUCUUCUCCAAUCCCCACGCUGCUCCUAUUCCCUUUCCUGGCUGGUGUUCCUUUACUGAAGAAAACAACCUGCUGUUGUUCUUUACUUGUUGCUGACCCUGUUCUUCUCUGAACCCAAACUGCUGCUGCUUCUCUUCUCUUUUUACUUCUUGCAAAAUUCUAUAAACUGCUAGGUGAACUUGUGUACUGUUCUGAAUACUUAAUUUUCUGUAAGUUGAGGUGUGUGAAAUCUCUGUAAUUUUGACAAGUUUAUUGUUCUGUACUUUGUAAUAUUCAACAUUGAGAUGUUUUAGUAGAUGCAAUAUUCAGAUUUGGGAAAAACUUGCAACCUGACAAUUGUUCAGUUUCGUACUUGUAAAAUAUAGUGCACUUUAUUAUGUGCGCUGACUAGUUAAUGUCUAGUUGUUUGGAUAAUAUUUAGUAUAUGUGAUAUGCUCUGUGAUAUAGUAAUCUUCUAGUA
Molecule: messenger RNA, 5350 nt
Organism: Triticum aestivum (bread wheat)
Lineage: Eukaryota; Viridiplantae; Streptophyta; Magnoliopsida; Poales; Poaceae
Exons: 2
Coding region: 1825-2892 (355 amino acids)
Source: RefSeq, a predicted model, not a curated record